This is a messenger RNA of Panonychus citri (citrus red mite), 2556 nucleotides long. Its product is annotated as F-box/LRR-repeat protein 7-like. Gene Ontology annotation, biological process: SCF-dependent proteasomal ubiquitin-dependent protein catabolic process; positive regulation of protein ubiquitination. NCBI's taxonomy places the organism in Eukaryota, Metazoa, Arthropoda, Arachnida, Trombidiformes, Tetranychidae. The record is from RefSeq and is a predicted model, not a curated record. Gene Ontology annotation, molecular function: protein binding. Gene Ontology annotation, cellular component: SCF ubiquitin ligase complex. Bases 907 to 2487 code for a protein of 526 amino acids. The transcript is spliced from 5 exons.
UCUCUCUAUCUCUUCCCUUCUGCCAAAUACUUUAUAUCUUCCCAUUUCUUUCGUUGAUUUCAUAAAAUACACUCACCACAUACACACACUCACACCAAAUUAUGUAAACAAAGCAACAAAAUUCAUCAUCAUAAGCAAAUGGAAUCAUGUUACGUUCAUUGUUUUUUUCUCUCUCUCUCUCUCUCUCUCCAUUGGAAAUAUCUGAGAUGACCAACUACAGCAAAAAUCCAAUAUGAAAAAAGAUUAAAAAAAGAUCACCCUGAUAAUCCAGAUUCAAAAGCGAAACAAAAAAAAAUUAAAUUCUUAAUAUACAACGAUUAACAAAAUCUCAAUUGAUUUUCCAUCGGGCAACUCAAACCAAAAGAAUGAAAGAAAUUAGAUUGUUAAUCUUGUCGAAUGUAAAAUUCUAAUCACCUCCCAACCACCUUAACCAUCAUCUCUCUUUUUCUUCAUCUUGAUCAUCAUAAAAAUAGUUCACAACCAGUAAAAGAAAGAGAUGAUAGAUAAAUAAUCAGAGGAAAAUUCUAAUAAUAGAAUUUGAAAAAAUUUCGAAAACUCAAAAACACUUAAUUGUGUAAAGAGACUCAGAGGGAAUGAGAGACUCGCCAAGAAAAAGUAAAAUUUAGGUAACAAGUUUCCUCUUUCUCGUCUUUCAGUUGUAACAAUUAACUAGACGAAGAAGAUGUUUAAAUCUGUUGUUAUUCAUACAAUUAGAAUUAAAUUAACAACUUGUAUUAGUGAUUAACCAUUAACCCAAACGAUUAAGGUGUUUAUAAGUCAAUCAAGUUAACAGAAAUUAACUAUAAAUAGAAUAAUUUUUAUUAAUCUUUUUCGCUUGCAAAAGGAAAAGUAAUACAAGUGAGACAAUCGUGAUUGUGUGAAUUAGUUAAUUGUGAGCUGAUCAAAAUGUGGGCAGGAAUACAAGAUGUCUCUUCGGCCGCUUUGCUCAACAUUAAGGAUAACAAUCAGCAAAUGGGAUCAGCAACAAGAAACGGAACUCUUCAAGCUCAUCAUCAAACGACAGUUGAUAAGCUUCCAGAUAAAGUGCUCUUGAAGAUCUUCUCGUACCUUCCCCAUCGGGAAAUCGCUCGAAUCGGUCGAGUGUGUAAAAAAUGGCGAAUCAUUUCGUGCGAUUCAAGGCUCUGGUCUCAUGUUUCUCUGAGACCGGAAAUCUCUGGUCUCCAUGUAAACUCAAUGGAAGCUCUUCUUGCUUUGAUUUCCAUUCGAUUUGGUCCAUCUUUAAAGUACAUUGAAUUACCCAUGGAGUUAAUUACUCACACGGUUCUCCAUGAAUUGGCCAACAAAUGUCCCAAUUUAACUCACAUGUUAUUAGAUUUUUCAACUGCUAUGCAAUUGCAUGAUUUCAAUGAUCUUCACUCAUUUCCAACUAAAUUGAAGACAAUGUGUAUCUGUUUGUCGGAGGUCAUUUUCAUGGAGGGUUUUAUGAGAAAGAUUUACAAUUUCAUCAAUGGACUUGAAGUGUUACACUUGAUUGGUACUUACGAGAAGGCAGUUGAAGAGGAGGAAGAGGAAAUUUACGAAGUGAUCAACAUCCACAAAUUGAAAAGCGCUGUACCCAAUUUACGAAUUGUCAAUUUGUAUGGAAUCAAUUUCGUUGAUGAUUCUCACGUUGAAGCUUUCAGUUCCAAUUGUAUUCAAUUGGAGUGUCUUUCUCUUAAUUUUUGUACCAAAUUUACCGGAUCAGUUUUGAAGCUUUUACUUCAACGAUGUAAAAGGUUACAAUGUCUUCUGAUGCAACACACAGGUUUGAAAAAUGAACACGUUAAAGCCGUUGAAUGGGAAAAAACAAAUCUCCAAGAAUUGGAUAUAACUGCUUGUGAAUUAUCAACUGAUUGUUUGAUUGAUGUGUUGUCCAGAAUUCAGGGUCUUCGCUAUUUGGGCGCUGGACAACAAGAUGGUUUCAAUGACCUUGUUUUAGGUCAAAUGAUGGAAAGAGGAACAACUAAAAAUUUGAUCGCAUUCGAUGUUGAUGGAAAUACCAAUUUAUCGGAAGAGAUAUUACUUCAGUUCCUUAAGAUUCAAGGUCAAUAUUUACGUGGACUCCAAUUAUCUGGGAUUCCUCAUCUAACUGAACAGUUCUGGACAACGGUCACUCCUUUAAUCAAGAACAUAAAGAUUCUGGUCAUGGGAAUGCCCGAAGGUUGUUGUCAAAAAGUACAAUCAAAGGUCCACAUUGAUUCACUGAUCGACGGGAUCGCUAACAACUGUCCUAAUCUGGAAAGGUACGAGGCCCGUUGGGACGCGGAGACGCUUAGGUUUUCAGAUCGAUCAAGCAAAGCGGUUGAUGCGAUUCGUUUGAAAUGUCCUCGACUUCGGUGUUUGGUUCUAAGUGAUGGAACUUAUUUUGAACUAGUCAAGUCUAAUUUUGAACGAGCCGAUAGACCGACGGUUGUCCGAUCGACUGUUAAUUGUCGAGUUACUUGUGUUUAUCUUCUUAAUUAUUAUAAACAAAUUAUCUUCAAUUGAUUUACAUGUACCCGAGAUUGUAAUUGUUAAGACAAAAAUGGAGACAUUAAAUUUAAACACUAAGUGCAA